UGUUCCAGUUCAAGUUCAUUGAGUACCAAGUACGAUCCGGAUCUCUUGAAAUCUGACGUCGCACUCGCGAGGAGUCGAGUUUCCCGGCUGAAACGAGAGCUCGAACAGAUCCGAGCUGAAAUGAACUGUACACAACGAGGGGUGGACACUCUUGCAAGCGUCGAGCAGAAAUUGAGCGGACAUCAUGGUGGUUGCUACAACAUCACGGAGGCUCAGGCGAUCAUGACAGAGCUCCGAAACAUUCAAAAGUCGCUGAGCUCGGGCGAGAAGGAGAAAGCUGAGUUGAUGCAGUCUCUGGCUCAAUUGAAGGACGAGCUGACGAGACUGCAGCUCUGCGAAGGUAGUCCCGAGGCUAGCACGCUCAGCUUACCUCAGGAGAAGCUUAGUACAGCCUCUCAGACCGAUCUGUCCGGCGAAUUAGUUCCAAUUGGCACCCGACUCGCCGAAAUGGCACGGAUGAGGCUGCAGUACGACGAAGCAAGAAAAAGGAUACAGCACAUACAGCAACAAUUAGCGGACCUGGAGGAAAAGGUGACGCCUGGUCAGACAGAAAGCGACAAGGAUAAGUUGCUACUCUUUCAAGAGAAAGAACAGUUGCUGCGAGAACUAAGAAGCAUCACGCCACGCACCAGAACGCAGCAGGAUAUGAAAAAGAUCCAGAGUGAGAUCCGCCGCCUCGAGCAGGAUCUAAACAACGCGCUUGAAUUGUCGAACAAGACGAUUACUGAUCGCGUGCGACUACACGAGGAGAAGCAACUGCUGUUGCAACAGUUGAGGGACGCUUUACGCUCGAUGGCGAUGCUCGAGGGACAAUUGAAGACUCUUAGCGCGAGCACGCUCUCGGUGAGCAGUAGUUCCAGCCUUGGAAGUCUCAGCACGACUAGCAGCAAAGGUUCGCUUAGCUCUGGACUGAGUUUCACCGAUAUUUACGGUGGUCCUCAAUGCCUCGGCCCUGUCAGCUCCCAACAGGAACGACCAGUUGACAUGGUCGAUCUGCACAGACGGGUAGAAAGAUUGCUCAGAGGUUCGGAACAGAAUAAUCUCGCCAGUACACCCUCUCCGGGUCGAUCGCAGCCGAGCUUAUCACCGAGAUCGAGUUUGUCCAGCGUCAGUCCACCGGUUUCACCAUUGUACGAAAAUGCUCCGAUGGGCCCACCGCCGGCUUACGAACACGUAGAGAUGCAGAGACGACAACAUCAGAGAGCUACGACCUCCUCUAGCGCUCACUUAGAUGGAAGUCAAUUAGAGGAUCGUUUGGCGGAACUUAGGCUUACUCAACAACAAACGUCGUCUCACGAGCAAUCCUCUGUUGGUUCUCAGGAUCGUCUUAAAUUAGUCGGUGGUCCACAUCCACCUGUCGAAUUACAGUCUGGUAAUAUGUCUCAAGGAAGCGGCCUUGGCAGGCCUGUAUGUGUUAUACAGCAUCAAGUGCCUUCGCAAGAACCACCGCCUCUUUCGCCGAUAAGCGAGACACCUCCUCCUACUGGUAUUCGUUCAAGAGCCAGCAGUUCUGGCACGAAUACCAGAUCCGUCUCUGCUGCCGUUUCCGACGAAAGUGUCGCGGGUGAUUCAGGAGUAUUCGAAGCUUCUAACCGAAGGAAACUUCCUGGUGCGAUUGGCGAUGUUAAUUCGCUGUCGCUUGGCGAAAUGAGCUUGGAGACAGCACAGGUGCAAAUUAAGCUUAGGUAUAUAAAAGCUGCGUUGCUUCCGAUGCAACCGCCCGUUAAUCACAUGUGUUGUACAAAACCUGUUGUGGAUCUGCGCAAACCAACCUUCGGCGAAACAUUCCCGAUUGCAGUGCCACUCAACAAACUGUACACGAAGACAUUGCAAGUUAACGUUUGGUGUACGGGCAACGAGUCUGAGGAGUGCUUGGGAUCCGCCCAAGUGUCCCUUGCAGACUUUAGUCCAGAAUCGCCGAGCGUGAAAUGGUACAACAUACUUUCCUUUCGCUUCAUGCAACCAUCCGACAGCCCAAGCACUAGUACCAGCAAUAGCAAUAGCAUCUCCAUCAGUGUAACGAGGCAGGCCAAACACGACAAACAAGAAUCAGACUUAUCAAUGUAUCGUGCUGGACAGAAUACAAAGGAAGAAAGCAGCGACGAGAGUACGAUUAUCAGUUCUCAAACGUCGACUUUGACAAGAAAUCAGGGAUGCGAUGAAUUGCAGACGGCAAUCUCGUUAAGGCUGGAGGAGCUAGCCAAUUGCUUGGGAAGUCCGGAAGAAGAAGAUGAGAACGGUGGAAGUGAAAGCGGAAGUGAAGACAGUGACGAAGAAGGAAUUAUUGUGGAAUUUACGGUGGAAGAUAAUGUUCUAGAAGACGUGUUAGAACACGAGGAGGACGAAGAAUUGCACGAAGAAUCAAGGCAGACUCAGGACAAGGAGACUAAUACUGAAUGUGUCUUCAUCCCAGAACAAGGAAAACAGAGGAAACUUUCAGCGGCCGGUGUUGUUUCUAGCGCUAUGCACGAUGACAAAAAUUCUAUAGUAAUCAAAAGAAGCCAAACGUUUUCACCUAGUGCUGCAGUCAGUAAAAAUCACUAUAUUUGUCGACUGAAUCGAAGUGAUAGUGACAGCAGUAUGCCACUUUAUCGCAGAGGCGGGCCUUUCCAACGAAAUUCAGUUGAAAGACGUUCCCUACGGUGGCGAAGACCUUUGUCCGCUCUCAGUUGUAAAACUGCUUCGAAAAAAUCCACUAAUUUGCCACCUACCGCUAGAACCUCGUUGGAUCUCGAAUUAGAUCUUCAAGCUCAACACGCUAGACUCAACAAUCUCCAAGAUGAGUUGAGUAGAUUGCGAGAAUUAAAGCAAAGGUUAGAACAAGCGCGAGAGAAGGGAGACAUAGAUUUUGCAACGUGGUUGUUAGAGGACCACAAGUUCCAGAACCUAAUGGCACAAGCUGAAAGUGGGAAAAACGGUAAAAGUGCUGAGGAUAAAAGAGUAGAGAAAAUGCUGAAGAAAACUUCGAAAGAGAUCUACAAAUUACGGAAAACAAAAGCUGGGAAAGGGAAACCUGAUAUUAUUUCAUUCAAAGAAAAAAUGGCUUUCUUCACACGCGUUAAUCUCAAUGUUCCUGUACUUCCACCCGAAGAUUCAUUGUGUGAAAACCCAUCGUCACCAUCACCAUCGUUUCAGCACAGGAGACACGCCUCAGAACCAGUUACCACAGAGUAUAUGGUUAAUAAGCUUGGUGCUCAAGGUGUUUUAAAUUUGACUUCGCGGUCAAAUAGUGUUCCUAGUGGGAAUACGUCUAUGGUGAAGACUGACGGUGCCGCGACCAAUAACACGACUACAGUCACGAACGUGAUCGAGGACGUUCCGGCGAACAGUACAAAUAAACCUGUGAAGGGCCGAUCCACCGAGGCAAACGUGCAUUGUCAAGAAAACGGUCAAGGUGGCGAGAACUUGAAAUCAACCGAAGAAAAUGAUGACGAAGAGCCAAGGAGAUACGAAUACGUAGUCGACAGAGUUCUCGGUGUCGAAGUG
Molecule: messenger RNA, 3486 nt
Organism: Heterotrigona itama
Lineage: Eukaryota; Metazoa; Arthropoda; Insecta; Hymenoptera; Apidae
Source: the annotation of a GenBank genome assembly